Messenger RNA from Carcharodon carcharias (great white shark), 5366 nucleotides. It is a transcript of the gene aptx, whose product is annotated as aprataxin. Gene Ontology annotation, biological process: single strand break repair; double-strand break repair. The transcript has 8 exons. Gene Ontology annotation, molecular function: double-stranded RNA binding; single-stranded DNA binding; protein binding. The coding region runs from base 176 to 1258 and encodes 360 amino acids. Lineage: Eukaryota; Metazoa; Chordata; Chondrichthyes; Lamniformes; Lamnidae. Gene Ontology annotation, cellular component: nucleus. The record is from RefSeq and is a predicted model, not a curated record.
UGUUUUUUUCCAUUCCCCCCCCACCCCGCUUUAAAAGCAGAGCAUCGAGACGCGAAAUUUAAGCGAUACAUUUCCUCUUUUAAAAAGUGUUUCCUAGGUCCUGGUAUGGCAGCGUGCUUGGCUACAGAUUCCCUAAACCCAGGCCUGCUGACUCCAGGCUCCAUCAGGCAGCACGAUGCGAGUUUGUUGGUUGGUGAGUAAAGAUGGGAGGCACCAACCGAUACAACUUGCGCACUCAGUUUGUGUAUUGAUCGGAAGAAGCCCCGAAACUCGAAUUACAGAUAAAAAAUGCUCACGGCAUCAAGUACAGCUGAAAGCAGAUUACAAUAAGGGAUAUGUUCUUGUUAAACAGUUGGGCAUAAACCCAAGCAAUGUCAAUUCUGAAGACUUGGGAAGAGAUCAGGAGGUGAAGUUAAUGCCAGGACAGAUCCUUCAUAUUGUCAAUCGGCUCUAUCCAUACACCAUCCACUUUGAAGAAGAGAGCUCAGAAAAGGAGGCGCUGCCACCAAAGAGACCCUACAAAGAGAUUUCUCCAAACAGCAGUUCCAACACGUCAAAUAAAUAUCUUAAGACCAAGGGCUCCAAUCCAAGGGAGCACCACACAUUUAACACAAAGCCCGAAAAGAAGCAAGAGAAGAACAAGGACGGGCACACAACAGAAGAUAGAAGCAACUUGGUGACUCGGGUGAGCUCUGCUGAGGCCUCUAGGAGAAAAGAUUUUCAGGGAAUGUGGAGUCAGGGAUUAAAAGUCUCCAUGCAGGAUCCAGAAAUGCAGGUGUAUAAAGAUGAUACAGUUGUUGUAAUUAAGGACAAAUAUCCAAAGGCCCGUUUUCAUUGGCUGGUUUUGCCGUGGGACUCCAUCUCCAAUCUGAAGGCAGUGAGGAGGGAUCACUUAACUCUUCUCCAACACAUGCACCAAGUUGGCCAGAAGCUGGUGCGAGAAUGUCUGGAUUCUGACACAUUGAAAUUUCGAUUGGGUUACCAUGCUAUUCCUAGCAUGAGCCACAUUCACCUUCAUGUGAUCAGCCAAGACUUUGAUUCCCCAUGCUUGAAGAAUAAAAAGCAUUGGAAUUCAUUUAAUACAGAUUAUUUCCUGGAAUCAGAAGAUGUGAUGAAGAUGGUAGAACGAGAUGGAAAGGUGGCAGUCAAGGAUGGAAUGGCUGAGCUGUUAAAAAUGCCACUCAUGUGCCAUGUCUGCCAGCAGCAACAAUCCACCAUGCCACAGUUGAAAGACCACUUGAAAAAGCAUUUUGCUUGAAACGUUCGGCUGUCCCCAAUGCAUCUGCGAGUAUCCCCAACGACCUUGACUCAAUGGAUUUCUGUUCAGUAUUCAGCUGUGCAGGUUAACGAGAGCCAUUCGUUAGUGGCGGAAAUGACCAAUGAAGAAUGUUGAAGCAUUCUGAUGAAAUCCCACCCCCCCAACUGUUGUGUACUUGCCUUGUAACCUUGCUAAAUGUCAAAACUCUGUUAUCUGCUGACAACAUUCUGCUGUUUCACUGGGGGACUGUUGGUAUUCAACGGAAGACUGUUUUACAUUGUUGUUUUUAACCUUCAGCUACCUUUAGAAUGUGAUGGAUAAGUCAAACAGAAAUUAUUCCAGUGCUGUAGCCAAAGUUACAUACCUUAUUUAGACCAUUACAACACUGGUAAACACAAGUUAUCUAAAUCAGCCCCAUCUCCCAGAAUGGGAGAAGUAACAAUUCCUGUAUUGUCAGGGAGGGAUGAAGAGAGAGAGUUCUAAACUUAUGAUUCCAGGAAAUGCAUCCACGUGUCAAUUAUGCUUGCUGACACAAUGUGUUGAAAACAGUUGUUAGAUUAAUAAAUUUAAUUUGAAUAAAGUUGAACAGGUUAAUCCAUCACAGUUGAUUUAUAGAAAAAAAUUGCACCUGAAACUGGAACAGUACAAUAUAUCCUAGUGGAAGGGAAAGGCUGUGAUUUAAUUUAAUUUAAUCUAAUUUGUGUUAAUUUGGUUACAAAAGAUAAAUUCAAAAAUUCUAAUUUUCUGAACAUUUGAGGAUAUGGUUAUUUUAUUAAAAGAGCAUCAUUCAUUAUCGAUGUGUAAUUGAUGUACAGGUAUUUUUGCCCAUCCAAGUCCCUGCUAUAACUCUUCAGCAGUCUUUGACCUAAACUACUCUCUGGCUGCUGUCUCAGGCUUGACUCCCUCCAAAAUAAACCUACAGCUGCCCUGUGUUGCUCUUGGCAUCCUCCGAAUGGCUGAUUGAGGUACUUGGCGAUGACUAAUAAUGAGCAGUGACACUCAACUACCUCUUCUUAAGCUCUCGUUGACCCAGUUCUUACCCCUCCCCCCCAACCCCCUAUCAACUCAUUGCCAACCUCUCACUUCCCACCCUACCCCCCAACUAAUGACCCCGUGGACACUGUCAGCAGAUUAGAUCUCAGUGCCCCUCUCCACAACUCCCACUAGAAUGUCCGUUCUUGUGAGCAAGGCCCUUUUUCAUCCAUGAGUCUAUUGUGGAUGAUUGCAUCAACAUCAUGGACUUUAUGGAAACCUGGCUGAGGGGUGAUGACACCUUCCCCCUAACUGAAGCUGCCCUUCCUGGCUAUACCUUCCGGACUAUCGUGGUGGUGUGGCUCUUAUCACCAAAUCUCACCUUGGCCUGAACUCUUAUUGCUCUGGCGCUUUCUCCUUUCUGCAUCUCACCUUAUUCCACCUCUUCCUCUUAUCUCUCAUUCAAAAUCCUUGUUCUUUAACGCCCACCCAAGUACAAUUUUAAAAAAAAGCCUUCUCACUGGGAUAUCUUCAUUGCUUUCCUCCCUCAGCUUCUGCAUUGAGCGACUUCUCAGCCUUGCUGAUUUCAAACUCCAUCUCAACUCAUCAUGUUCUCUCUCCUCACCUCCUCCCCCCCCCCAAGAAAAAAAACCCUAUCACCAACCCUGGGGAGAAAAGAAGUCCCAAUUCACUUACAACUGCAUUUUCAAAAUCCCAGCUGUCUAACCUUUGACUUUCCACAACAUUUUAUCGUGACUGAUUUGCUCAACAGCACCUUCACCUCCACCUUUGAAGCUGCUGAAACCAUUGCUCUCUUUCAUCCUGGCUAUUCUCCCUGAUUUAGUUCUCAUCUCCGCUCCCUUAUAUCCAAGGGACGCAGGCUUGAAUGGAUAUGGCAAGACAACUUGCUUAGCCGUUUACGAUCAUAUCUUGUGGGACCACCAGCAGCACUAUCGAAGCCCUGCUCCUGUCUGCUAAAGCUGCUCACUGUCCCAGGAUAAUGUUGGAAUGCAAAGGUAAUUCUGGCUUCUUUAUUGCAAACCAUCAUAAAUCCCUCUCCUCCACCCUCACCUCUUACAAGAAGUGUGAGGAGCUUGUGGAUUUCUUUUGCCACUAAGAUUGUGGCUAUCUUCCCCUAGCCCAUGAAGCCAAACUUUCUCUAAAGUUCCCACUGUCCUGACCCUGAGCUUGCGUCAUUCUCUAGUUUCUGUCCUAUCUCCCAUCAUACCUUCUCUGAGUUCAUUGUGUCCACAACACCCACCUCAUGUUUCCUCAACCCUAUUCCAGCUUCAUGAUCACCCAACUUUCCCUCCUAGCUCCAUUGUUAGAUGAUGGUGUUAAUGGUUUUUUCUCUUCAGGUACUGAUGUUCUUCUUCAAAUUUGCUGUCAUCACUCCUCUCCUCAAAAGAAAACUCUUGACCACCCCCCACCCAACCUUGAAAGCUACCAACUUCCCUUUCCUCUCCAAAGUCCUUCAGCAUGUUGAUGCAUCCUAAAUCUGUGCUCAUCUUUCCUGGAACCCCUUGUGCAAAUCCCUCCAAUCAGAUGUGCCCCUGCCACUGUACUGAAAUUGCUCUUUUCAAAUUCACAAAUGACACCCUGUGUGACAAUUACAAAGGUAAACUGUUUUUCCUCACCCUUCUUGAACUGUCUGCAGCCUUUGACAUACCGUCCACCUAGAACGCCUCUCCACUGUUGUCCAGCUGGGUUAGACUGGUUUCAUUCUUAUCUAAUCGUAGCCAGAGAAUCACCACCCUCCCACAUUGUUACUUCUGGUGCCUCCAAAGGAUCGAUUCUUGCCCACCUAUAUUGCACCUACAUCCUGCCCCAUGGAAAUAUUUGAAAACAUAGCAUCAGUUUUCACAUGUAUGCUGAUGAUACACAGCUGUACCUCACCACCACCUUUCUUGUCCCUUCAUUGUUUCCAAGUUAUCAAACUGCUCGUCAAACACCCAUUACUGGAUGAGCAGAAAUUUCCUCCAAUUAAAUAUUGGGAAGACUGAAACCAUUGUCUUUGGUUCCCCACUACAAGCUCUAUUCCCCAGGCACUGAGUCUCUCUCUCUCUCUCUUCCUGGCAUCUCUCUGAGGCUAAACCAGACUAUUUGCAACCUUUAUUAUAUUUGACUAAACAACCAAACAAAGUAGGCAGCAGCCAUUCUCGGGUUUGUUGCCCAUGGCAAUGCCUUGACCAACCAGAGUCAACUUGCCUGGUUUCAAUUUAAACACAGCUUGACAGUUCACUGUCAGUUAUCAGUUAACUCCAUGGCAACACCCCUACUAAUCAGAGUCCACUUGCCAACCAAUUGACACUCUCUUGCAGUAUAAAUUGUUGUUCCUUGUACAAUUUGGUAUUCUUGCAAAUUGUCCUGAUGAGUUCAAGACAAAAAGCUUUGACAGCAUGUCUUUUUUUCAGCAACACUCAAGUUCUGUACUACCAAACAACUAUAUGUUUUAUAUUAAAUGUGCUAUAUAAAUACAAGUUGUUAUUUGUAUUUGCUGAUUGAGAUAUUGAAUUUCUAAAUUCCCCUGGUAAUCUAAUGGCUAAAGGAACUGGUGUUGUGGCACUACACCACACAGAGCAGAAAGAUCCAAUUGAAUUUCUGGUUUGUGUUUCCUGAUGUAGCUCAUGGCAGCUGGAGCAGCAGUUGAAGCACUGCAAGUGACUCUGGGUCAGGCUAUUUGAGCAUGUAUGGACAUCCAGUGAAGACAGGCUUGUACAAUGCCCCUCACAGCAAAAACACCUCCUGACAUUUUGUCUUUAGACUUGCAGUUUUGCCAGUUCAGAUCUGGCAGGCACUGCCUAGAAGGGUGAUGGAAGCAGACUCACUAUUGGUUUCAAAAAGGAAUUGGAAAAAUAUUUGAAGGAGAAAUGAUUACAGGGCUAUGGGGGGGAAUGGGACUAAUUGGCUAGCUCUUUCAUAGAGUUAGGAUAGGCAUGAUGGGCUGAAUGGCUUCCUAUACUGUAUCAUUCUGUGAUAACCCAUAGACCUCUUACGUAAUCAUCAAGUUCUGUACUGGAAUUUAAUUUAAGAUUUGUCAUUUUUUUGCUGUCAUAACCAAUGCUUCGUUAUUCUGGCACCCAGUUAUCUUUCCAUUUUCCAUUCGUACUUAUAAAGUAUCUUUAGCCUAGAAAAA